ACGACGACGACGAGGACUAUUAACCUAUACUUUUUUAUUGUUUUCAGUGUUUUCAACACUCUUGUGAUUUGUGAACCAAAAUAUUGGAAAAUUAACUCAUUAGUACCUUAUCUAUUCCCAAGUAAUAUGCCUUCUUGUUCUACUAAAUGUGGCCGAACUGCUAUCCUCAAGCGCCCAAAAACUGGUGAUGUAUUAUGUAAAGAUUGUUUCUUUGAAGCAUUUGAAAAUGAAAUACACUUCACAAUAACUAAAGCGAAGUUAUUUACUCCGAAUUCUACAGUGGCAAUUGCAGCCUCUGGAGGGAAGGAUUCCACAGUCUUGGCAUACAUUCUGAAAUUAUUGAAUGAAAAGUAUAACUAUCAACUGAAAUUGUUACUUUUAUCUAUUGAUGAAGGAAUCACUGGCUAUCGUGAUGAUAGUUUGGAAACUGUUAAGAAGAAUCAGGAAGAUUAUGACAUGUCUUUGAAGGUAUUGUCCUAUAAGGAUUUAUAUGGAUGGACCAUGGAUGAGAUUGUUGCAGCAAUUGGCAGAAAAAAUAAUUGUACAUUUUGUGGUGUAUUUCGAAGGCAAGCAUUAGAUAGAGGUGCACAUUUAUUGAAAGUUGAUUAUUUGGCAACAGGACACAAUGCAGAUGAUAUUGCAGAAACUGUUCUCAUGAACAUUCUUAGGGGAGAUUUGGCCAGACUCAGUAGAUGUACUUCUAUAAUCACAGACAGUGGAGAUGGUAUACCUAGAGUGAAACCUUUAAAAUACUGCUAUGAAAAGGAAAUAGUGAUGUAUGCUUACUUCAGAAAAUUAGUGUACUUUUCAACUGAAUGUGUAUUUGCACCAAAUGCUUAUAGGGGUCAUGCUAGAGUACUUUUGAAAGAUUUAGAGAAAAUAGACCCUUCUGUGAUCAUGAACAUCAUACAAUCAGGAGAAUCAAUAAAAGUGAAUCAAACUGUCAACAUGCCCACUUUAACAAAUUGUACUAGAUGUGGUUAUGUAUCAUCACAAGAAAUCUGCAAGGCCUGUGUCUUGCUAGAAGGGCUCAACAAGGGUUUACCCAAACUAGGUAUAGGAAAAUCUAGCAAAGUCAAGAGGUUACUAGAAGAACAUAGCCUGAAAGAAAAAAGUAUAUCCAAAAAUAAUUGUAGUAACUCAAAUAAAACUUGUGAGAACACCAUUAUUGAUAAAGACUUCCAAUGUCUUUGUUUAGGAAAAAAGGAAAGUGUACAAAUUGAUCAAUUACCUUUAGAUAAAUUAACAAUAUAAUUUAUAAUUUAAAAACUCAAUUCUUGUACAUAUUUGCAAACAAUAUAAUAUGCUAUAUCACAUAUGCCACAUUUUUUGUGUUUAUUGAUGUUCUACAUACAGGGCACUUCUCAGAUAUAUCUAUGGAACAGUCUUCACAUAGGCAGACAUGGCCACAGGGCAAUAA
This is a messenger RNA of Phaedon cochleariae (mustard beetle), 1420 nucleotides long. The record is from the annotation of a GenBank genome assembly. Lineage: Eukaryota; Metazoa; Arthropoda; Insecta; Coleoptera; Chrysomelidae.